Messenger RNA from Penicillium cosmopolitanum, 1089 nucleotides. Its product is annotated as putative isopropanol dehydrogenase. Bases 1 to 1089 code for a protein of 362 amino acids. Gene Ontology annotation, cellular component: mitochondrion. Gene Ontology annotation, molecular function: oxidoreductase activity. The record is from RefSeq and is a predicted model, not a curated record. The transcript is spliced from 2 exons. Lineage: Eukaryota; Fungi; Ascomycota; Eurotiomycetes; Eurotiales; Aspergillaceae.
AUGGCGACGAAAUCUCUCCCAAAAACCUGUCGUGCCUUAGUCCUCAACGCAAUCGGAGAACGCCUUCACCUCGAAACCCGACCUACCCCGCAACCAACCUCGGGAAGCGCCGUCAUCAAGAUCCUGGCAGCCGCAGUGCUUUCCUACUCCCGAGACAUCUACAACGGUACCCGCAACUAUGAACUUGCAACUCCAUCGGUACCAGGCAGUGGUGCCAUUGGGCGUGUCGCAGCCAUAGGCCCUGAUGCUGCUAAGCUUCAAGUAGGCGACCUUGUUUUCAUUGAUAUCUAUAUUCGCGGACGCGACGACUACAGUGUUGGUGCCCUGUCUGGUAUUAACGAUGGCCACUCGGAGGCUAGUAAGCGCAUGAUGCGCGGGGAAUGGCGUGACUCGACAUAUGCCGAGUAUGCGAGACUGCCGCUAGAGAAUUGUUUCUCGCUGAACGAGAAGCGGCUACUUGGAUCACCGGCAGAAGGCGGACUCGGAUACACGAUUGAUGAACUACUAUAUAUUGCUGUUCAGCUCGUUCCCUUCGGUGGCCUCCGCAGUAUUGGCCUGGCUGUCUGCGACAAAAUCAUAAUAAGUCCUGCAACAGGAGCAUUUGGUAGUGCUGCUGUACAGGUGGCUCUAGCUAUGGGGGCUAGCGUUAUCGCAAUGGGCAGAAAUAACGAGACACUGGAGAAUCUUAAGUCAAAGUUUCUGCCCGAUGCUAGCGAUGAUCGUAUUCAGCUAAUCCAAAUCACGAACGACCUUCAGCAGGAGUUUGCAGCCGGUUCAUCACAUAUCAAAAGUGCGAUUAUGUCUCUCAGACACUCCGGUCGCAUUUGUCUAAUGGGUGGUGCUAUGGGAGAUAUGGCGAUUCCCGCCUCUCCCGUCGUCCGCCGAAAUCUCACUAUCAAGGGAAAGUGGAUGUAUGAGCGAGAUGAUAUCCUCAAGUUGAUCCAAAUGGUUGAGUCAGGGGCUCUGAAACUAGGAAGGGAAGCUGGCUGUCGGAUAGUUGGGAGAUUUCCCAUGGAAAAAUGGAAGGAAGCAUUUGAUGCUGCGGCAGAACAUGCUGGUCCAGGAGAGAGAGUUUCGAUUAUCCCUUAG